AUGAACCUCGACCCGCUCGCGGGCGUGGGGAGGGUGCACUACGACGACGACGACGGCAGCGAGACGGUCACGUCGGUCAGCCCGGACGCAGCCUCCCUCGAGCAGGCGGGCGACGAAGAUCGGUAUGACGAGCGCACCGAGGACGGCUCGACGGUAGCGCCGCCUGCGAGCGGCUGGACGACCUUUAUGAGGUACACGUUUGUCUUCGCCGUGACUGCGGGGCUGUAUGCCCACUACACUCACGCCAUCGGCCUCGUCGCCUUUUGCAACGGCGAGUGCAGCGGCCCGGCGGAGCGUGGCUCCUACCAGGGCCUACGGGCCCACGUCGGGGGGAGGGCGCACCCCCAGGCGGGCAAGGACUUUGUGUUGUGA
This is a messenger RNA of Emiliania huxleyi CCMP1516, 372 nucleotides long. RefSeq lists its product as hypothetical. The coding region runs from base 1 to 372 and encodes 123 amino acids. Lineage: Eukaryota; Haptophyta; Isochrysidales; Noelaerhabdaceae. The record is from RefSeq and is a predicted model, not a curated record. The transcript has a single exon.